UUUGUUUUCAACUGUUAUUUGAUUUGAUUUUUUUUUCUCUAAUUUUAAACAAUCAAUCUAAAUUUCAAAAUGAUUAGAGGUAAAGCUGCUAAAACCAAAGUGAAAAACAAAGCGCCAGCAGAAAUUCAAAUUACUGCUGAGCAAAUUCUACGCGAAGCAAAAGAGCGAGAACUUGAAAUUGUUCCACCACCACCAAAGCAAAAAAUAUCCGAUCCAGAUGAAUUGGCCGACUAUCAACUGCGAAAACGAAAAGCAUUCGAAGAUAACAUUCGUAAAAAUCGUUCAUCAUUCAGUAAUUGGAUCAAAUAUGCAAAAUGGGAAGAGAGUCAGCAAGAGAUUCAACGUGCUCGAUCUAUUUAUGAACGUGCAUUGGAUGUCGAUUAUCGUAAUGUCAAAAUAUGGCUCAAAUAUUCACAAAUGGAGAUGAGAAAUCGACAAAUAAAUCAUGCUCGAAAUGUUCUUGAUCGAGCUGUAUUAAUCUUACCACGUGUCAAUCAAUUCUGGUACAAAUAUGUGUACAUGGAAGAAAUGCUCCAAAAUUUAUCUGGUUGCCGGCAAGUAUUCGAAAGAUGGAUGGAUUGGGAACCAAACGAACAAGCCUGGUUCACUUACGUUAAGUUUGAAUUACGUUAUAACGAGAUUGAUCGAGUCCGUACGAUCUAUUCGCGCUUUGUUACCGUGCAUCCUGAGGUCAAAAAUUGGAUUCGAUUCGCUCACUUUGAAGAACAACAUGGAUUUCUUGCAAAUAGUCGCGACGUGUAUGAGAAAGCAAUUGAAUUUUUUGGCGAUGAUUAUCUUGACGAACAUUUAUUCAUGGCUUUUGCCAGGUUUGAGGAAACUCAGCAUGAAUAUGAUCGGGUUCGUGUCAUCUAUAAAUAUGCACUGGAAAAGUUGAGCAUCGAGAAUAGACAAAAUAUUUUCAAACAAUAUUCAUUAUUCGAAAAGAAACACGGUAAUCGUUUCGAAAUUGAAGAUAUUAUUUUUAACAAAAGAAAAACUCAUUACGAAGAUGAGCUGAAACAGAAUCCUUUCAAUUAUGACCUAUGGUUCGAUUAUGUUCGCCUUAUGGAAGAUGAAGGUGAUGUUGAAAGGACAAGAGAAGUGUAUGAAAAAGCUGUGGCCAAUGUACCACUUAAAAAAGAGAAACGAUUAUGGCGUCGAUACAUCUAUCUAUGGAUAUAUUAUGCCAUAUACGAAGAACUUGAAAAUAAAGAUUAUGAAAAGACCAAAGAAAUCUACAAGUUUCUUCUUGACAAACUAAUUCCACAUAAAUCAUUUACUUUUGCAAAGAUCUGGAUCAUGGCAGCCAAAUUCGAAAUACGAAGAAAAAACCUGUCAGAUGCUCGUAAGAUAUUGGGAACUUCCAUUGGCCUUUGUCCAAAAGAUAAACUAUUUAAAGAAUAUAUUGAUCUUGAAAUUCAGCUACGAGAAUUCGAUCGAUGUCGUAUUUUAUAUCAAAAGUAUUUGGAAUAUGCACCACAUAAUUGUAUUACUUGGAUGAAAUUUUCAGAAUUGGAGAAUAUCCUCGGAGAAGUGGAUCGUGCAAGACAAUUGUUUGAAAUUGCAAUCGAUCAGCCAAAAUUAGAUAUGCCCGAAGUUAUCUGGAAAGCAUAUAUUGAUUUCGAAAUCGAAAUGGAAGAAUUUGACCGAGCUCGAAAUUUAUAUGAACGUUUAUUGGAACGUACGGAACAUGUCAAAGUUUGGAUCAGUUUUGCUCAAUUCGAAUUAUUGGCCAACAAAGAUGACCAUCAAUUCGGCAUACUACAGGCUCGAAAUAUCUAUCAACGAGCCAAUAAAUCGUUAAAAGAGAGCGAAAAAGAAUCCCGAUUAAUGUUACUUGAAGCGUGGCUAGAAUUUGAAACUCGAUAUGGUGAUGAAAAAUCUUUAGCUUCCGUACGUAAACAAAUGCCGAAAAAAGUCAAGAAACGAAGAAAAAUUCAAACGGAUGAUGGAACCGAUGCCGGAUGGGAAGAAUAUUUUGAUUAUAUCUUUCCAAAUGAAACUGAAAAUGCUGUUCAUCUCAAGUUUUUGGAAAUGGCCAAAAAAUGGAAACAGAAUCAACAGCAAGAAAAUACAUCUAACGAAUCAUCAUGAAAAUCGUUCCGUUAAGCUGAUUUACCAUAUCAAUGAUAUUGUAGUGUUUUCAUAAAUCAUCCAUUUUAUACAAUAUUGAAUAAAAUUCAUUUCGUUUUUCGCUUA
Messenger RNA from Dermatophagoides farinae (American house dust mite), 2199 nucleotides. RefSeq names its product pre-mRNA splicing factor crn (gene crn). Gene Ontology annotation, cellular component: post-mRNA release spliceosomal complex; Prp19 complex; precatalytic spliceosome. Gene Ontology annotation, molecular function: protein binding. Lineage: Eukaryota; Metazoa; Arthropoda; Arachnida; Sarcoptiformes; Pyroglyphidae. The record is from RefSeq and is a predicted model, not a curated record. Gene Ontology annotation, biological process: mRNA splicing, via spliceosome; spliceosomal complex assembly.